AUGAAUGAAGUUUUGUUCGUUUGCUCGCCAUCACAGGCUUUCCGGCGCGCAGAUCGUUGGGUGGACCUUCCUGGCAGUGAUGAUGGGCUGCUUGCUCAGUGUUUUUUACCAUCUCUCUCUCCGCACAUCCUGUUGCAGCUUGGGCAGCAGCAGCGGUGCGCCUAUGGCUCCGGUGCAGCGGACAGCGCGAUCUCGGCCGUGUGGCGGCGGCGGCGGCAGCAGUGUGACGCAUCGUUCCGGCGGUACGCGUGCAGUGAGUGGCCAGCACGUUAG
Molecule: messenger RNA, 273 nt
Organism: Gongylonema pulchrum
Lineage: Eukaryota; Metazoa; Nematoda; Chromadorea; Rhabditida; Gongylonematidae
Source: the annotation of a GenBank genome assembly